CAACGAACCGGUCGCGAAACGUGCUUUCUCCCGUGGCGUGGCGGAUUCAGAAACGGUCCUCUGGACUAUAGGACUAUGUGGUGUGUAUUGCAGUUUUUGCAGUUACUAUUUUUGGAAUACUACAGAGAGCAUUUGUAGCGCUCUCUACACAUAUGUACAAAGGUCAACGACGAUACGACGGAACGGACGUUACGCAUCCUGAUGCGUGAGCUGUCUUCGGAAUCGGUUGUACGACGAAAUCAGCUGAUGCCGAAUGCGAAAUCCAUCAGCGGCCUCUAUUCUCCGACGGCUAAAAAUGAGUUCGAUUGCGGUUUUAAACGUUCCAACAACGACGGCACCCUCAAACGAAAUGGAGGAAGAAUUUUCAAUCAGUGUGGUGCGGAAAUAGUUUCAACCCGAAGUCCUGCAGAUGGCGCUCGCGCGUGUUGAAUAAGUGAGAAAAAUAAACCGAAACGGAAAGUUUUUAGCGGAAAUAUAGAAAUAUAAAAAAGGGCAAGUGUUGGAUGAGAAGAUCUAGAGAAAAAAAACGACAAGUGAACUGCUAAAUCGUAGGAAAAGAGAUUCAACGGAAAAAAUGGCGCAAAACGUCAGCUUGCUGUGACAGCUUCUCAACCACCACAGUUGAGGGCAGCGUGUUGAGUUUGGUUAAAGUAAAUCCAAGUUGGCUUUGAUAUCGGCGAUGAAGACCAAGGCUGGCGACAGGAAAGCCAUAGUUUUGAUGUGCGGGUUAAUUAAAAAUAAUUGCUUGUUGAAACGAGUGGCAGUGGUUUACUAAUUAGGAGCAGAAGUUUAGUGGUGAGAAAUAGGGAACAAAAAUUUGGAGCGGAAGUUUAUUUUUUUGGCUUCAACGAGACGUGCAAAGAAACGCAACAAUGCUAGCGAAAUUAGGUGUAAAUAUAGUGAUACUGCUAUUUUUAGGAAAAGAAAUCAAAGCCAGCUGGGAGGAAUGGUGGACGUACGAUGGAAUCUCAGGACCCGCUUUCUGGGGAUUGAUCAACCCGCAGUGGAACAUGUGCAACAAAGGUCGCCGCCAGUCACCCAUCAACGUCGAGCCGGAUAAGCUGCUGUUCGAUCCCUAUCUCAGGUCGCUGCACAUCGAUAAGCACAAGAUUUCCGGCACACUGCACAAUACGGGACAGUCGUUGGUGUUCCGGGUGGAUAAGGACACCAAACAGCACGUGAAUAUCUCCAGCGGGCCGCUGGCCUAUCGGUAUCAGUUCGAGGAGAUUUACUUCCACUACGGGACGGACGAUGGGCAGGGAUCGGAGCAUCACGUCCAUGGGUACAGCUUUCCUGGGGAGAUUCAAUUAUACGGCUUCAACAAGGAACUGUACCACAACAUGUCCGAGGCGCAGCACAAGGCCCAGGGCAUCGUGGGGAUCUCGCUGAUGGUGCAGAUCGGUGACACGCCCAAUCCAGAGCUGCGAAUAAUCACCAGCACCUUCAACAAGGUCACCUACAAAGGUUCUUCCACGCCGAUUCGGCACAUUUCGCUGCGGUCGCUGUUGCCAAACACCGAGCAGUACAUGACGUACGAGGGGUCCACCACUCAUCCGGGCUGCUGGGAGAGCACGGUAUGGAUCAUCCUGAACAAGCCGAUCUACAUCACCAAGCAGGAGCUCUACGCACUGCGGAAACUGAUGCAAGGUUCGGAACAGACCCCGAAGGCUCCGCUGGGGAACAACGCGAGGCCACUGCAGGCGCUUCAUCACAGGACGGUGAGGACGAACAUUGACUUCGCCCAUACCGGAGCCAAUAAGAAUCAAAACUGUCCCACCAUGUACAAGGACAUGUACUACAAGGCGAACCGCUGGACGGAUGUCGCCUUCCGGGGCCGUGAACGUGGUCUUCCCGACAUCGACUCGGUGUUCCAUUCGAUCCCCUAGUGGAGCUGGAGCGGGGGUGGUGUCGGUGGCAGCAGCGGUUCCAGCAAUCGCCUAGGUGGCAGUGUUGCCAAAUCUCCCCAAUGAAUCAGCCAGCCGCGAUGACAGCUCUAGGGGUCUGGGUAAGUCCUUCGGAGACAUUUGUCUACUCCUUUAGCUAGGCAUUCCAGGAUGAGAUCGAGCGGUCACGUGUGUAAAGUGUAUGAUGAAUAGAAAGUAUUCCUAUUUUUAUGAAGAACUGAUGAUGGAUGGACGUCGUAGAAAAUCUGGAUGAAAAUAUGUACUGUUACUAGAUCUCUAUGACUGUAAAGUGCGAAGGAGAUUCCUUCUCUAAAAAUAUGAAAUGCCAAACAAAAUAACCACUGAUGCAAAUGAGACAGAACUUAACGAGGAACCCCUUUUAGGGGUGGACAAUAAUUCAAAUAUUUAACAAAAAUGUAAACUUUUUUAACAAAUCAAUUUCACCAACAAUCACAUCAAUUUGCUUACAAGCAGAGCUGUCAAAUUCCAAGAUGGCGUUAUUUUUAUAGCAAAUUCCAAGCAAGCCUGUUCUGUCAGUCCACCCUCAUUGUUGCUUGAAGCGCUGAUGGCAAAUCCGCUGUACAUAUUCAUUAACCUAAAUUUACUGUGAAAUCAGUAUAGAACAAUACGAACAACUAGCAAAAAGUGCUUCUACUGAAACUAACAUGAAAAUUUAACCUUAAACAAAGUAACGGAAGCCUAAAACGAAUACAUCUAAACAACCAAAAUAUAGAAGAAUUUUUAUAACGUGAUGCCUAAACAAAUACUAAAGUAAAGGAAGCAUUAGUUGUACAUUUGCAAAAGAGUCGUUGUUAUUAUGGGUUUGCAAUUUUAACAAGCAAAAGUAGGCGCUAUAAUUAACUGUCUGUAAAAAGUUACACUCAUAAUCGAAUCCAACCAGAUAAAACAAAAAAUACGAUCAACCAAACGUAACGAAAAACUGCUGCGACAAUUACGACGAUGAAACAGCGAAAAGACCAGCCAAACUAAGCUGGCGUUGAGUUGUUUCGUUUCCUCUGACAACCGGAUGCUUGAUGGGUGUGAGCGUGCGCAAUUUGUAAACAAACCGAAGCAUCUGUCAAUCAAAACCAAUCAACGUGCAUCAAUUAGAAUUGUGUAUUGCAAAGCGUGUUACUUAAACAAAAGAAGAAGCAAACCUAAACAAGUGCUUGACGAAGAGUUGCCAACUCUUACGAUUGCUGUAUACUAAACACAAACACACACAGAAAAAACGAAAGACAAAAUGCAAUAUUCUACUACAACCAUCCACGAACAUGAAAUUACCCAACCAUGUAACCGACAAAGUAUUGAAACCACUCUCCUAUAUACCAUUUUUCGAUGCAAACAAAGCAACAGGUUCAAAACAAAUCAAAUUAUUGAAUUUAUUUAACCAAAACAGAUUCAAUUGGAGAAACGAGAACAAGCAAAGCGAAUAAAAGUUAUUAACCAUU
Messenger RNA from Aedes aegypti (yellow fever mosquito), 3355 nucleotides. It is a transcript of the gene CARPA, whose product is annotated as carbonic anhydrase-related protein 10. Gene Ontology annotation, molecular function: zinc ion binding; carbonate dehydratase activity. The coding region runs from base 873 to 1886 and encodes 337 amino acids. Lineage: Eukaryota; Metazoa; Arthropoda; Insecta; Diptera; Culicidae. The record is from RefSeq and is a predicted model, not a curated record. The transcript is spliced from 9 exons.